AUGGAGGGGCUCGACGUCGACGACGUCUUCCACCACUUCCGGCUGAACCCUACGGAAGUGGAGGCCGUCACCUACUACCUGCCACGCCUCCUCUCCGGCGAGACGCUGCACGGCGCCGACAAGCUCAUCCACCACGUCAACAUCUCCGGCUGCGAGCCCAAGGAUCUGGCCCGCCAAUUCGCGCCCGUGCCGCAGGCCGUGAGCAGCGGUGACCGGUUCUUCUUCACCACGUGCAAGAGCAAGAACGGAAGCAAGCUCCAGAGCGUGCGCGGUGCCGGCGGCGGCACCUGGAGCAUCCAGAAGACCACCGAGAUUUGCCACGCGGGAUGCAAGGUCGGCGAGGUCAAGAACCUGUCCUUCAAGAAGAAGGGCAAGUCGACAGGCUGGGUCAUGGAGGAAUACCGGUGCCUGCUGCCAGAGGCCACCGUCGUCGACGGGGUGAAGGUGUUCUGCAAGAUGCACUUGGCUCAGCAUGCUCCUGACGCGGCCCGCCAGGAAUCGGAAGCGUACAAGCUUCAGCAACAGCAACCAGAGGCCGUGACCCCGAGCACGCACGCGCAGAAGAGGCCAGCGCCCGCUGCCGCCGCCGAUCCUCAUCCGCCGCGCCCCAAGAAGAGGAUGCGCGGUGCCGUCCCCGUCCCGGUCCCGGCAUCUGCCACACCGUCCUUCUUGAUGUAUGAUGAGGCAGCCAACUUCCCUGUUCAGGAUGCACAAGCAUCAUGCGGGUCCACUACAACAUCCAGCCGCUCCGACGUUGCUCAAGCUCCUGAGAUUUCCUCCCAAUCAGAUGUGCUGGAGUCCACCCAAUCAAUUCCUGAGGCUGGCUCAAGCAUCGCAAGGAGCACAUCUGAAGAGAAUGUCUCUGAGUCAUUGGAGCCUAUCUCCAAUUUGCCGGAUUGGGAGGAAGAUGGUUUUGAUCUUGAAGAACUAAUGAGAAUGAUGGAAGACAACCCAAUUGAAGUUGAGCCGGUCAGUGGAGCCAACACUGGCGUGGAGAUGGGCCAACAGGAACCUCUGUACCUGGAUGCCUUCCAUGACGCUGACAAGGAGAAGAGGUACAAUGCCGCGUCGGAUCUUGACGCUCCAUCGCUUCAGGGACAGGACCACUUGUCCAAACCGCAGCCGUGCUCCUUCGAUCCAUUUGAAGAAGCGUGGAAGGCCGAAGAGGCGCUCGAGAAGGAGAAGAGGUGCAAUGCCGCGGCCAAUCUUCACACUGGAGGGCACAGCAACUUCUUCUCGCCUGCAAGUGUCUAUUAA
Molecule: messenger RNA, 1257 nt
Organism: Triticum turgidum subsp. durum (durum wheat)
Lineage: Eukaryota; Viridiplantae; Streptophyta; Magnoliopsida; Poales; Poaceae
Source: the annotation of a GenBank genome assembly